Ascochyta rabiei is the source of this 1308-nucleotide messenger RNA. RefSeq lists its product as uncharacterized. Bases 1 to 1308 code for a protein of 435 amino acids. NCBI's taxonomy places the organism in Eukaryota, Fungi, Ascomycota, Dothideomycetes, Pleosporales, Didymellaceae. The record is from RefSeq and is a predicted model, not a curated record. Gene Ontology annotation, cellular component: cytoplasm. Gene Ontology annotation, biological process: maturation of SSU-rRNA. The transcript is spliced from 2 exons.
AUGCCGCCUUACGAUAGCGAGUCCUCCGAUGAGGGCGAGGAAUACACCGAGACCAACGUACUGCUCGGCUUUGCGACCCAGGACGCUACAGGAGACGCUGUUUCUCACAUUGGCGGCGCACCCAGCUGGAUCGAUGGCAAGACAGCGCCUUCUGGCGCGCUCGCCAAAUGCAAAGUAUGCAACGGCCUUGUCAGCCUCCUGCUCGAGCUCAACGGCGACCUACCUGACCACUUUCCUGGCCACGAGCGACGACUGUACAUCUGGAGCUGCCGGCGAAAAGCAUGCAGGAGGAAGGAGGGCAGUGUGAGGAGUGUCCGUGGGGUGCGCGUUGCAAAGGGCGCAUCGGCCAAGUCGAGCGUCAAGCCGGAGAAGAAAGAGGUUUAUCAAGAAGAAGCGAAGCCACACCCUAAGAUUGGGGAAUCACUUUUCGGCGUGAAGAGCAGCACAGGCUCGGCAACACCUGCGAACCCCUUUUCGAACCCCUUCUCCUCGAACUCGAAUGGCACAGCACCAGCGAAUCCAUUUGCUUCGCCCGCCAGCGCCAACCCGUUCGCCGCUCCCACCGCUCCUACACCCACGAUUGAAGUCACGUCCGACGAGCAGAAAGACGAGGCGUCUACUUCCCUUCCUGAGACCUUUGCGCAAAAAGCACGCAUUUCUGCUCCUGCAGCCACCACACCACAAUCCGCACGACCUCACGAACCCUGGCCUGCAGAGUCAGCAUUCCCAGCGCCCUUCCCUUACUACUCACUCGAUGCCGAAUAUGAAACCCUCGGGACCUCUGCUCCCGAAGUGCCUCAGAACGUGCGCAUAAUGGAUAUUGAUGGCGAAGGCUCGGGAAGUGGUGGAGGCAAAGAGGACAAGGAGAUCUACGAAUCCGCUCACGACGCAACUUUCCAGAAAUUUGCGGACCGAGUGGGCGAAAAUCCGGAACAGAUAUUGCGUUACGAGUUCAAGGGGAAACCGCUGCUGUACAGUGAUGCAGACGCUAUCGGCAAGGCUCUCGCUUCGCAUUCCGAGAACGGUCCAUCUUCGAAUGCAAAGGUACAGACGGCUGGGAGGGGAGGAGUGGGUAUGCCGCGAUGCCAGAAUUGUGGUGCUGACCGAGUGUUCGAGGUCCAGCUUACACCGCACGCCAUCACUGAGCUCGAGGCAGAGGAGAUGAGCAUCGACGGUAUGGAGUGGGGCACUAUCAUCAUGGGCGUCUGCAGCAAGGACUGCAAGCCUAGUGAUGUUGAGGAGGGACAGGUCGGGUAUGUGGAGGAGUGGGCUGCUGUGCAGUGGGAGGAGGUUGCAUCUAAGAAGUAG